Messenger RNA from Geodia barretti, 3079 nucleotides. The record is from the annotation of a GenBank genome assembly. Lineage: Eukaryota; Metazoa; Porifera; Demospongiae; Tetractinellida; Geodiidae.
AGGAGGAAAGUGUCCAGUAGACGUGAACAGUGGAAUACGAUGGCCCAUGACACAGAACGGUCCCACAGUCUACAGGCCAUGCACGGAGGCUGGGUCUAUUUUCCGUGCUGGGCCCAAGGCUUCCAGGAGAUGUAGUGGCCAAGGAGUGUGGGAGGAACCAGAUCUGACCUCAUGCACCAUAGCUGGCACUGCCCACCCAUUUCUCCUGGUUUGGUUUGUGAUUGAUGCUGAUCAUCACCCACAUGAGCUGGAGCAGACUUUUGUCGACAGUAUGAAGGACAUCCUGAAUUGUAAUGGAGUUACCUACAAGAAAGUGAUUCUCAGCUCAGUCUACAUUGCCAGUUUGGCUCUCACAUUCCAAGUAGAUCUAGAUGUAGAAGACCAGAGCAACAAUGUCUCCCGGUUUACCUCAUUUGUUAGCAGCUCUGCAAGUUUCUCUAGCUUCAGUAAUUACUCUGUCAAGGGCAGUGGAAGAGGGACACUUGGUGUCACAGUUAAAGACACCUGUAUGUGCUCUUCAGCUAAUCUUGGAAGCACACUACAACUGUGCAGUGGAGCAGCACUCAGUCCAUGUGAUUGUGACGGAAAUUUAUGCAGUUGUCAAGCACCAUAUUUUAUCGGGGAUGGAAUGAGCUGCACAUUGGACUCUGACUUUGACGGCUAUCCAGACACACCACUGGACUCUCCAUUGUGCGAGAAAAACGGAGAUUCAAUUCUUCCAUCAUACUGCAUCCGCGAUGUGUGUCCAAAUAUCACUAAUCCUGAACAGAAUCCUAUCGCCUGUGAACCUAAUGUCCCACCUGAGAAAGAGUUCAUGGGAUGUCCUUACGGUCCCGAUAAGGCUGAGGAUACUCUACCUGGAGCCAAUGACAAAAUAAAUGAUUUGAGUCCAGAGCUAGUGAACAGGAGUGCAGUGAUUACACAACACCUGAUAAUGGCUACAGACAGCACAGGGAAUGUUAGACUGCUUCCACGAGACCUUGAGGUCACCAAUUACGUAGUCUCACAGGUGUUAAAUGUCCUGGAGACCAAAAUGAAAGAAAAAGUUGAGAGCCACAGUGAAUCAAACCAAGAGUUGGUGGAUGUUUUUGACAAUAUUCUGGAUGAGAGAAGCGAGAAGGGUUGGACCCAGCUCCAGACUGUGGACUCUGGGAGCCAGACUCUGCUUCAGAAUGCUGAGAGAUAUGGAGCAUACCUUGCCUCUACUGUUAAUGAUACCACUGAGUCUUUGCUGCUGGACAGGAAGAACAUUGUUGUAACAGCUGGGGUUGUGAAUGGAUCUCAGCUGGAUAAGAUGGGAAACUUUUCAGUGGAGUUGAACAAAAGAGCCCAGAUCAUCAUUCCAACAGACUCUCUUGCUGGACUUGGUAUAGGCACCAACGGAACAAAUAAUAAUAUUUCAAUGGUUCACAUCAUCUUCAGGAACAUUCAAGAUUUCUUACCAAGGAGCACUGCAGCGUUAAGCAACAAAAGGGCUGAAUCGCUAGUGCUUUCAUCUCAACUGGUUGGAUUUGGAACAGCAGAUAUUCCAGAUAAUUUCUUCAGGGAUAACCCUAUCAUACUCAGCUUCUCACUCACUGCAAAUUUGACUAACCGGUAUGUUGGAGUUUUUUGGAAUUUUUAUGAUCCGGUGGGUAGUGGUGGGUGGAGCUCAGACGGGAUCCAGGUAAUUAGUGCUGUAACGAAGGGGAACACGACCACAGUUGUAUGUAGCUCCACUCAUCUCACAAGCUUUGCUGUCCUGGUCGAUGUGGCUGGAGGACUAGAGGAAGUCUCAAAGGAAGAAGCACUAGGUCUGCAAGUUGUCUCCUACAUUGGCUGUAUCAUAUCCACCAUCAGUCUUUCCAUCACCGUGCUCUUUUACCUGGCCAUGGGGAGAAAGCUGUUUUCUGCUGUUCACUACUUUGUCCACCUCAACCUGUCCAUAGCACUGCUGCUUGGAUGCAUAGUUUUUAUGUUUGGAAUUGAGCUUGGCAAAAAUAGCAAAGCAGGUUGUGGGUUUGUGGCAGCACUGUUGCAAUACCUAUUCCUGUCUGCCUUCUGCUGGAUGAUGUGUGAGGGGAUCAUGCUGUACCUCAUGUUGAUUGUGGUCUUCACCAGACUCUCCAAUAAAUGGUGGUUCUUCAUGAUACUCGGAUACUGUCUUCCUCUGUUGUUUGUGUUCAUUGGACUGGUGGCACGCUCCAAGUACUAUGGAGUACGUGGCAAAGAUGGAGAACUUGCAUUCUGUUGGCUCUCCACCGACAAAGGCACCAUCUUUGUGUUUGUGGCACCAAUGAUAGCAAUCAUCGUUACUAAUGCAGUGUUCCUGGUUCUGGCUCUCAAGGUAGUUAUGCAAAGUGAGAACCAGAAUAAGAACAAGAGGAGGUCUAUCAAGCAAGCAGUGAAACUCCUGAAGGCAGCGCUCAUCCUGCUGCCUCUACUGGGAGUCACAUGGUUGUUUGGACUCCUGACUCUCAACAGCAAUACCACAGUCUUUGCCUGGCUCUUCACCAUUUUCAACUCACUCCAGGGAGCUGCCAUCUUCUUUUUCCAUGUAAUCAGGAGCAAAACAGUGUGGAGCAAGAUAUCCCCGACUGGGACCGGGGCUGACAUUGAUAAGAAGGACCUGGGUCCCAUACCAGAGUCCAGUCCCAACACUGCUUCAGAGGGUCAGAGUUCAACAGAAACCAUGGAGAUACUACCAAACAAUAGAGAGUCUGGCGGAGGAGUGAGGUGGCUGAGUGAUGAGACAAACACAAACAUGGGCAGAAAAAAGGAUGUGUACAUGAAAGUAGUUAUGGAGUAUAAGCAGAGUAUUCUGGCAAAGCAGACAAACGAGGGAGAGAUGGAGAGCACAGAAUAUUCUGACCGGAAAGGUCUGGAGACUUUACCAGAAGAAGUUAGUGAUUGUGAGGAUAGCAGUUUUGUUGGCGAAAUUCACCACCAGCCCUACCACUGGGGGAAAAUUCCGGGCAAAUGAUGUCGUACAGUUUAACCUAUCGUUCUUAUGAAACUUACAAGAGUACCACUUGACUUUUAAUAGCUGUAAUGACUUUAUUGUGUUGUAGCACUAAAUGUAUCAGACACCGGUUGUUUU